UUAAAUGUCUAUAUUCUACAAUAAUAUCACCUGAAACCAUCUAUCUAUAUUAAUAUAUAAAAAAAAAAAAAAACUAAUCUAUUUUUUUUUUUAAUUUACAUUAAAUAUGAAUAUUAAUUAAUAAAACAUCGUCUGCUGCGAACGUCGUACAUGGAAGGAAAAAUAAAAUUUUAAAACGCACUUUACCCGGAGGUGAUUCUGAGAGAUUGUGAAACGAUUAGGACGAAUAAAAAUUUAUAAAAAAUGGCUCGUCCUUGCAAUUACAAUCCUCUCUAUUGUUUUUUGUCCCGUCAAAUUGAUGACCGUUUUAACUAUUGCAAACAACUUAUCAACGCAAGAUUUUCAAACUCGGAGAAUUUGUAUCGAAAAGAUUUAAUGUCGCAUUAUGGUUGUGUCAACGCAAUUGAAUUCUCCAAAGAAGGUCAUCUUCUUGUCUCAGGUGGAGAUGACAGAAGAGUUCUUUUAUGGAAAGUUGAUCAAGCAUUACAAGGUUUGGAUAAACCUAAGGCUAUGAAAGCGCAACAUAAUAGUAAUAUUUUUUGCCUUGGAUACGAUAGUAGCAACAGUAAAAUAUUCUCAGGUGGCAAUGACGAUCAAGUUAUUGUCCAUGAUCUGACAACUGGAGAUCCAUUGGAAUUUUUCCUUCAUGAAAAGCCAGUCUAUGGAUUGUCAGUUCAUCCAGACGAUGAUAAUAUAUUUUCUAGUGCCUGCGACGACGGAAGAGUCUUAGUGUAUGAUAUAAGAAAUCACAGUAGCUCUGAAUCACUAUGUUUGGCGCAAUACAAAACUCCCUUUCAUUCUGUGAUGUUCAACCCUGUGGAACCGAGACAACUCGCCACUGCUAAUGCUGAGGAAGGAGUCAGCAUGUGGGAUAUACGAAAACCACUAAAAUCUUUGCUACGGUAUGGAGCUGAAGGCCCAUCUCAAAGCUGCAUGAAUGUUCGGUUUAAUUCAGCUGGUACCCGAUUGUUAGCAUUAAAACGUCGUUUACCACCUGUUUUGUAUGCUGUUGAUUCGCCGAAACUCUUGUGUCAUUUUGAUCAGCCGGGUUAUUAUAAUAGCUGCACAAUGAAGUCUUGUUGCUUUGCCGGAGACGAUGAAUCAUACAUUCUCUCAGGUUCCGAUGACUUCAAUCUCUACAUGUGGAAAAUUCCUAAAGACGAUAGUAAUUGGGUUAAAUCAGCUCAUAUGAUUUUACGUGGGCAUCGCUCAAUCGUAAAUCAUGUAAGAUACAAUUCAAGACAUAGCAUACUGGCUUCGUCAGGUGUUGAAAAGAUUAUCAAAGUUUGGAGCCCAUUUAGUCUUGGAAAUGGAUGUUUGGGAAGUUUAACUAAAUUUGAUGGAAAAUUAGAGAGACAACGUAAAGUAUACACACACAAUGAGUAUAAAAAAUUGAUACUUCGAAGCGGUCAAUUUAUGACCCACGAUUACAGCCAUCAGUCAACAAGGGAAGAUCCGCGAAUGAUGGCUUUCUUCGACUCACUAGUACAGCGUGAGAUUGAAGGAUGGAGUUCAGAUGCAGCGUCUGGUCAGCGCGAUCCGGAUGACUCUGAAGAUGUAACAAUUGUUCCUCCUGAGUACAGUUCAACGGAUUCUGAUGAUUCAACUGCGUCUGACACGCAAUUAAUGAGAAGCGUACUAGGAGCUAAAAAAGAAACACGACACAAAUUUCCUGGAGGAGUUGCGCCCGAGAGACCAUUUGAAUCUCCCAAUCGUAUAACUCGUUUAAUCGGCAGCUGUCGUGACAAAUUGAUGAAACUAGCAGCGUUAGAAAACGGUUCAACAUUAAAGCCUUCGAGUGCGUUAACAGGAGCCGACGAUUCUGACUCAGAUCAAACGGUGCGAGAAAACAAAGGAAAGUAUACGAGUAGAUGUAAAUUAAAAUCCAAAUCACGUGUCAAAAGUACGAAACAAAAACAGAUACGAAUGUCAACCAGAAAUAAAGUACGAAGAAAAUGUACUGUUUUGAGAAUAGUUAGUGAUGCUGAAAGUGAUAUAGAGUGUGUUCCCAAAAGUAAAAGUCGUUCUAAGGAACUAGGAAGUAAUUCUAGUAGUAAUAAUAAUAAUAAUAAUGUUAAUAAUCAUCAUCACAAUAACAACAAUAAUAAUUUAGCUGUUGAUACAGCACAACCAAGUACAAGUGCUGGGAUAAGUUCACGUAGUUCACGUUACUCUGCCAAGACAAUAGCAGUUGACAGUGAUUUUAAUGAAUCUAAUCACUCUAGUGCCAGUUCUGAUGAUACUGAGGAUAUUCCGAAAAAACGUCGCUGUUUAAAAGUCGACAACGAGAAAGCUACUAGCAAAGGAUACAGACGAAAACCCGAAAGGUGUAAACAAUCAAAAUCGAGUCGUGAUAAAAUUAAAAAUAAUCAUAGUAGUAGUAAUAAUAAUAAUAAUCACAUUAAUAAUAUUAAUAUCAAUGAUUCAAGUAUAAAUAAUAAUAAUAAUAAUAAUAAUAAUAAUAGUAGUAGUAGUAGUAUUAAUAUUAGUGAUAUGCAAAAUGAAGAGUUAACAACUCCUGUAAAAGUUAAUCGUAAAAUGCCACCUCCAACACCUGAUAGCGGUAUAGCUUCAUCAGGCAGUGGAUCAACGGUAGAAAAAUGUGAUUCAACUCCAGAAACUUCAUUUAAUGGAGUCGAAAAUUCAGAUCAUGAGAGAAUUUUUACACGUCUUGAAUGUCUUAAGAAAAAAAUCGAUGCUGCCCGAAAAGGGUACCGUAAAAGAUCAGCAAACUAAUUUAUAAAUCGUAAAAUAUAUCUUCCGAUCGUCGUCUUAUAAAUUAAAAGUAAAAAACAAAAAUAAUACAAAUUAUAUAAAACACUGAAGUAAUCGAAGUAACAAAAAACAAAAUUAUGUGAGCAUAUUUGUCAAUCUUCUUCCCUUUUUAUACACAAAAUAGGGAUGUGCAAGUGCCCGAGAAUAUUUUUAUAAUAGGUUUCAACAGUAAAUUGUCCCAAGUAUUUUUAUUUAAAUACAAACAGAUAUUUUAAAAUCAUCUCUUGAAAAUUUUAAUUAUCAUCGUUAUAUUUUGUCUGUCAUUAAAGCUAUUAAUAUAUCAUCAAGUCAUAAUAUUAAAUUAUUAUUAAAGUUUAAUUAUAAUUAUUAUAUUUUUUUUUAAAUAUUAAUAUAUUCAACAUUUUUUCUUUUGAUAUUCUUUACGCUGAUUCAUUAUACAGUCAAUUUAAAUAAACGAUUGAUUGUGCAUAGUUAAUGAAUAUAUGUUUAACGUGAGUCAUUUUAAACUAUGAGCUGGUUUGAGUUUAUUGAAAAUAUCUCACGUUUUACA
Cotesia glomerata is the source of this 3286-nucleotide messenger RNA. Its product is annotated as DDB1- and CUL4-associated factor 5. The transcript has 9 exons. The coding region runs from base 244 to 2736 and encodes 830 amino acids. Gene Ontology annotation, molecular function: protein binding. Gene Ontology annotation, biological process: negative regulation of fatty acid biosynthetic process. NCBI's taxonomy places the organism in Eukaryota, Metazoa, Arthropoda, Insecta, Hymenoptera, Braconidae. Gene Ontology annotation, cellular component: Cul4-RING E3 ubiquitin ligase complex; cytoplasm. The record is from RefSeq and is a predicted model, not a curated record.